AUGGCAUUUUGUUUUAACGCAGCGAACCAUAAGCCUGUGCAGAAGGCGGCUUAUUGGGAUUACGAAGAAAUGAGCUCUCCACGUAAGGCAGAAGUUAAGAAGAAAAAGUCUAGAAUAGCGGACUUAGUCGAAGAGAUGGCCUCGUGGGAAGAUGACUUGACACGCGUUCCUUUACAUAAAGAACCAGAGAAAUCUGUUAGAAAAUCAUCUGCCAAGUAUAACAGAGACAGUUUGGCUGACCACCAUAAUUUGCCCGUAUAUGCAAGGAAGGCUCGAUGGGAACGUUUGAUGAAUGAUAGCUCUUCAUCUCACACAGGAAAUGCUGGGGAUGGUGAAACAAAUAAAGUUCCCUCAUCGUUAACUCAGGAGUCAGUGGUGCCCAAAAUCCAAACAGGUCGGGAUACCAGAGAAAGAGUUCUUCCUUCUGUCACGUCUACCAAGGCUGACAUUCCCAGAGGGAGUUUAAGCCAUGCUGAAAGAGAAAGGCUUGAGCGAAUGCGAGAGCUGGCGGAAUUACGUCGGUCUCGUCGACCAGUUUUUCCAUCUAGUCAUGUAAACCCAGUAUCUUCUGUACAGUCUCAUGUUUCAGAACCAGAAGAAGUUCCAUGCAGUUUUAUUGCAAAUCAGGAUGAUGAUUUUUCACUACCACCCCCUCCAUCCCCCUUAAAUACUGUUGCAACUGAGGACUCAAUUGUUACUUCGCCUCACGGUAAAUCUUGUGACAAUGAUCAGUCUGUUUUACCUGAAGUUGGGACGUGUGAUGAUGCUACCGUUAUGAACUCCAGUGCUCCAAAGAAUAUAGAGGAAGCUGAUGAAUUGAAUUUUUCAAACGACAACACAUUCAUCCAUAAUGAAUAUUCACCAAAACAAAAGAAUGUCAGUUCAAUGAACAUAAAUGAAACACAAUUGGAAGAAACUGUACAAUCAACUGUACCAACAAUAUCAACUAAUACACAUCCUUAUUAUUCACGUCCUAAAAUUGGUGUUAAACGUCGAUCAUCAUUUUCAGAAAGUUCAGUAGAUAAUUUUCAUGAAAUUAUGCCAAGACAGAAAUCAGUGACAUUUCAAAAACCUACUGCUGAUACUACAGAUGAAAGUGAAACUGAUUUUAACUAUGAUGAUGGUGAUAUUGGGGAUUGUCCAACAUCAUCUUCAGAAUUCUCCAGCCAAUAUGAAUAUUUUCCUGACAAGAAAAGAACACAAAAAGUAGAUUCUGAAAGAUUGAAUAUUUGUAUGGCAUAA
This is a messenger RNA of Schistosoma turkestanicum, 1242 nucleotides long. The record is from the annotation of a GenBank genome assembly. NCBI's taxonomy places the organism in Eukaryota, Metazoa, Platyhelminthes, Trematoda, Strigeidida, Schistosomatidae.